Solanum pennellii is the source of this 1030-nucleotide messenger RNA. RefSeq names its product abscisic acid receptor PYL4-like. Gene Ontology annotation, cellular component: cytoplasm; nucleus. Lineage: Eukaryota; Viridiplantae; Streptophyta; Magnoliopsida; Solanales; Solanaceae. Gene Ontology annotation, molecular function: signaling receptor activity; abscisic acid binding; protein phosphatase inhibitor activity. Gene Ontology annotation, biological process: abscisic acid-activated signaling pathway. The coding region runs from base 99 to 698 and encodes 199 amino acids. The transcript has a single exon. The record is from RefSeq and is a predicted model, not a curated record.
UUUUAUAUGUAUGUCUAUAUUCAUCCCAAAGAACACCUUUCACUCUCUAUUUCAUAUCAAUCAUACCACUAAACAAUCGACAAUUUUUUUUAAAAAAAAUGCCUCCAAAAUCAUCACUUUUACUCCAAAGAAUCACCACAACCACUACCUCCGGUAAACAACGUACACCAAUACCAUGUACUACUCAAGUUCCCGAUUCAAUCACUUCUCAUCAUACUCAUUUCGUUAGCCCUAACCAGUGUUGCUCCGCCGUGAUCCAACGUAUCUCCGCCCCAAUCUCCACCGUUUGGUCCGUACUCCGUCGCUUCGACAACCCUCAAGCAUACAAACACUUCGUCAAAAGCUGCCACGUCAUCGGUGGCGAUGGGAAGGUGGGGACCGUCCGUGAAGUGCGGGUCAUAUCGGGCCUACCAGCUGCUAACAGCAUGGAGAGACUUGAGAUCCUUGAUGAGGAACGCCACGUCAUCAGCUUCAGCGUCGUAGGCGGGGACCACCGCCUGGUGAAUUACCGAUCUGUUACCACACUCCACUCCGAUCAAAGCUCAGGGACGACCAUAGUUGUCGAAUCGUACGUUGUUGAUAUACCUCAUGGGAAUACUAAAGAAGAAACAUGUGUCUUUGUGGAUACAAUUGUUAAAUGUAACCUUCAAUCUCUUGCUCAGAUCGUUGAGAAUUCAAAUACUACAAAUUUGAAAUGAGGUACGUAGAGGUGUCAAAUGAGUUUGGCUCAUCAAUUUGAACAUAUCAAUAAAUAGAUUAUCGUUCAGUCUGUUCAAAGUCUGGUUGGAGUCAAAAUAGAUUGAGCUAAGGAACGAAUCAUAAAAUUAUGAAUUAGGAAAAUGGAGGGAGUGAAAAACACAUUAAAACAACUCACGGAUCAUGAUGCUUUUUUUUUUGGGGUACGAAUUAGAUCUUAAAAUAGUUUUUUUUUUCCAUAUUUUGUUAGAGAUAAGUUCAUUAUCAUAAAAAUUUUAAAAAUAUUUAAUUGUAAUAAACUUGUUAUUGUAGGAAUUUAAUUUGUUUCUCCUCU